Armigeres subalbatus is the source of this 887-nucleotide messenger RNA. RefSeq lists its product as uncharacterized. The record is from RefSeq and is a predicted model, not a curated record. NCBI's taxonomy places the organism in Eukaryota, Metazoa, Arthropoda, Insecta, Diptera, Culicidae. The transcript is spliced from 3 exons. Bases 138 to 887 code for a protein of 249 amino acids.
GCAUUUUUGCAACAUGUUUGCAGUCAUCUUCACCUAGCUCUGCACCACACGUGAUCAAGAUCCGGACAAAUGAAUCGCAAGUGCAAUGGACUUUUUCUUGUACUUGUAAAGCCGGGAAAGGAAAGUGCAAACAUCAAAUGGCCGUACUAUACCAUUUGUUGAAGGAUGCAACAGUUCCUCUGCUUACAGUAACCGAUUUACAACAAAAAUGGGGCAAAAUUGCCGCUCAAACCGCAUCGGACAUGUAUAGAGCUAAGCGGCUGAAAGAUCUGUGUUUCAGUGAAAGAUCGGGCUCAGCAAUGCAGGAUAGUUUAAACGUAUCUGAAGUUGAAGAACCAUUUGAAAACCACAAACCGAUCAAAAACACCAAGUAUCAGCAAUACAUGGUGUCGGAAACAGAACAAUCGCAAAUUCUGCAACAAUUUGUAAAAAGUUUUCCGAACAGUGCACUGGGAUAUGAACUCUGUGGCAGACCUUCAGUUCAAGACGAUAUCAACCCAGAAACGGAAACAAACAUUGAUUUACAAUGUAUUGAAGUUUCAACACGCAAGUUGUCUUUAAAUUCGUCAUGCUCAAUCAUAUCGUUCGAAGAUUUUUCUAUGCAAACUCUGAAACUAUUCGUUCAAGAGCUAUUUCGGCCUGAAUUUGAUCUUACCUAUAAAUAUUUUGUUGGUCCUUUGGAAACAAACCUUUCAACUUAUUAUGAAAUGAAAAUAUGCGUUUCCGCGAAAGAAUCCACCGACAUUUGCUUAAGGACGGUUUCACAAAACUCGGAUGAAUGGCUUGAGGAACGCAGUUUGCGCAUAACGGCUUCAAACGCAUACUCACUCUUCACUUACUAUGCGACCGAAAGGAGAAGUCUAAAGAUUGGAAACGCAAAGUUGUGA